UAAAUACUUUUCUUAAUUAUCUCCAAAUAAAUUCAAAAACUGCCCUCGUGAAAUCAACAUCACGCCAUCGUCUUCUUUCUUUAGUGUUUUCACCUUCUUCCACCUCCAACUUACAUAGACAGCUCCUUUCCACCUGUUCUCUCUUUUUUAUUAUAUUCUCCGACAAAAGAGAAAAACCACAAGAAACUCAGACCAGAGUGUUUAGGAACUUUAAAGUUAUGGGCUCUUCUUCUUCUUGUUCUAACUCUUCUUGCUCUGCGUCACGUUCACCGCCGGAGAAGACACUCAACGCAACGACGGUUCCGAGAGCUUUCUCGUUCCCGAUGCCGUCGGUUCACCACCCGCCGGUUAAAAAAGGCGACACGCACCACCUCGUCUCCCUCACGUCCACCACUUACGGUUCUCUUCUACACGUCGACCUCGACGUACAAACACUAAAGAAUAACAAGAAGACGGCCGAACAAGACGAGUCGCUUGACUCGCUGUCUCCUGACUCGGUGAUCAACACAUGGGAGCUCAUGAACGAUCUCGAAGACGAGUUUGGUUCGACGAAACGUGACGUGGACGUUAAUGGUUCUUACGAGCUCGUGAGAAUGGAAGAAGAUUGGGUUCCUCUGCCUUCUAAAGCUAAGCAGCCUUUGUGGAAACAUAUGGCUGAAGAGUCGUUUCUCUCUGGUUUGGAUUCUAACAUCAUCUCAUCUUACAAGAGAGCAUUGUCUUCUAGACAACUAGGCAAGAACACAAAACCAGUCUCUUGCAGCCACUCUAAUCAAUCGGUUGUCUCUCUGAGUCCAGUGAGUUCUCAGUAUUUGGAAGAGCAAGAGAAACCAAGAUUGCUUGAAACAGAAGAAGACAACAAGACUAUAGUAUUGUACUUCACUAGCCUCAGAGGAAUCCGAAAGACUUAUGAGGAUUGUUGCUACGUAAGAACAGUUCUGAGAGGGUUUCAAGUUGCGGUAGAUGAACGUGACAUAUCAAUGGACUCUGAAUACAGAAAAGAGGUUCAGAUUUUACUCGGCGAAGAGAAACCGGUUUGCUUGCCUCAGGUGUUCAUAAGAGGCGUCCAUGUUGGUGGAAUUGAGGAGAUCAAGAGACUCAAUGAUGGAGGUGAAUUGGGAGAGAUGUUAAAAGGUUUUCCUGUUUUUGAAUCUGUGGGAGCUUGUGAGUGCUGUGGGGAUGCAAGAUUUGUUCUGUGUACUAGUUGUGGUGGUAGUACUAAAGUGUUUGAGGAACAAGAAGAUGGGUUUAAGAGAUGCAAUGGAUGCAAUGAGAAUGGAUUGGUGCGUUGUAACAAUUGUUGUCUCUAGUGAUUGGAUUUUUUGUUUUAUUGAUAUAUUUGAUGUGAAGAGAAGACAAAACAUUUAAGGGUAUACUUGUGAGUUAGGAUAUGUUUUGGUUGGUUGUGUUCUUUGAAUUGGUUGUGUUUUUGUACAUUGAUAUAGGAAAUGGCUUUUAAGGCUCAAUCUGUUGUCUUUUUAGGCCCCAAUUGCUUUUUCACAUUGAUGUUUGUACUUUUUUCAUAUGUUAAUAUUGAUUCAAGA
Messenger RNA from Brassica oleracea var. oleracea, 1541 nucleotides. RefSeq lists its product as uncharacterized. The transcript has a single exon. Lineage: Eukaryota; Viridiplantae; Streptophyta; Magnoliopsida; Brassicales; Brassicaceae. The record is from RefSeq and is a predicted model, not a curated record. Bases 219 to 1307 code for a protein of 362 amino acids.